Molecule: messenger RNA, 1383 nt
Organism: Ceutorhynchus assimilis (cabbage seed weevil)
Lineage: Eukaryota; Metazoa; Arthropoda; Insecta; Coleoptera; Curculionidae
Source: the annotation of a GenBank genome assembly
AUCGUUCAUUAUAUUUUGCUCCACUUGGCCAUAGAAAAUUUGAUAACACGCAGAACUUUGCAAUUAAGUUGACUCAAGUUGAAAGGUUUCAUUUGAAACUUUUGAAACAAAUCUUCCUACCAAUAUAAUAUAUAAAGGUACCAUUAGGCAUUUUUUAAGAUGACUUCCGCGCUUAUGAUACUCAAGUCACUUUUGGUACUACUUCUAUUUUGCAAUGUGGAUGGUGACACACGAAUAGAUUUCCGACCAAAAAAUGUUACAGUUUACAUGGGAGAUACAGUUAAUGUUUCUUAUACUGUCCUAGGAAUUGGUAAUGGUACAAGUUGUUAUUUAUACAGCAAUGAUCCUCAUAUUGCGGAUCUAAAAUUUUCACAGACAAUAAAUAGUGUUAAUCAGACUGGAGUAUUUAUUUUAGAAGGAAAUUUUCUAGGUGACACAUUUAUAUCAUGUAGAGACCCAAUAAGUAACGACAGAUCCUCAGAAAGUCAAAUGUAUGUGAGAUGUUUAAGACCGGAAAGGGUUAUUGAUACAAUUUUUACCGCCUCCACUGUAGUACUCGUUACAAUAAUUUAUGUAAAUUUUGGAUGUGCCGUCGAAUGGGGUGAACUAAGGAAACUAUUAAAAAGACCUAUCGGACCUAUUAUAGCCUUUUCUGGUCAAUUUAUUUUAAUGCCACUUGUUACUUUUGGAUUGGGAUUUGUUCUAUUUCCAAACGACCCUGCCAUGAGAUUAGGGAUGUUUUUUGUGGGAGUAUCUCCAGGAGGUGGUGCCUCAAACAUAUGGACUGCUAUAUUAGACGGUAAUAUUGAUUUGUCAAUUUUAAUGAGCACAGUGAGUACUCUGGCAGCUUUUGGAAUGAUGCCUUUGUGGCUUUUUACACUCGGUGGUACUAUUUUUGCUGAUGCCAAUACAGAGGUUCCCUACUUCCAAAUAAGUACCUAUGUGAUGGGUUUAAUUUUUCCUUUGACUCUUGGUUACUUGAUCCAACGAUACCUAAAGAAAUUUGGAUCAUUCUUAAAGAGGAUCUUAAAAGGAUUUUCAUCUAUACUUAUUUUGUUCAUCAUUGUUUUUGCUAUAGUGACAAAUUUGUAUUUAUUCGAGUUAUUUUCUUGGCAAAUAUUUGUUGCUGGAAUGGUUAUUCCUUGGAUGGGUUACCUCGCAGGUUACACAGUAGCCAAGCUACUAAAACAACCUUAUCCAGAUGCAUUGGCAAUUGCCAUCGAAAUUGGCAUCCUAAAUACCGGAAUUCCAAUUUUCUUGCUUAGAUUUGCAUUGGAUCCGCUCAAUGCGGAUUUGACAACAGUUAUACCAGUAUCGGUGGCUAUAAUGACACCUCUUCCAUUGAUGGUCUUCUUCGUUUUUAGGAAAAUUAAGCAAAGGUAG